UUGCUUUCGAAACACCAACCUCUAGAAGCGGAUGUGCCUGCUGACACGCUUCCCGACCAGUCCGGAACUUACACCGGAAACAUUGUCGAGGUUCCUUAUUCUAUCAAUUGUUCGUCAUGUGGUGCCAGUCGCGUUUCAUUCGCAGCUCGAAGUACAGGUGAGUCAUCGUGCUCGAGCGGUGUGCAAUGGGAUAUCGACGAGAGAAAACUUAGCGCUCAAUCUCCGCGUGCACCAGUUCAUUGGAAGGAGGCUAAAUGUAUAGGCAGCGGUGCUUUUGGCAGCGUUUAUCUUGCUUACGAUGUCGAUACUGGCAUGGAUCUUGCAGUCAAAAAGAUACCCAUCAUCCCUGACAAUAGAGAGCUUAGACGCGAAGCGCAGGGAUUAGAAUUUGACGUGCAAGAAUUAGGACGCCUUCAGCAUCCAAGAAUUGUUCAAUACCUUGGAGUACAAAAAACCAGUGACAAAAUACUGAUAUUCAUGGAAUAUAUGACCGGCGGUUCGCUUAAGGAUCACCUCGCGUUGGUUGGAGCCUUGUCAGAUCCUGUCGCAAGGAAAUAUACAGCACAGGUGCUGGAAGGUCUUGCUUUUCUACACAAAAACCAUAUAAUUCAUCGCGAUAUCAAGUCAGCUAACAUAUUACGAGACUCAUUUGGAAAUGUCAAGAUAGCCGAUUUUGGCUCGGGUAAAAAAAUGCAGAGUUUGGCAAGUCAACAAGGAGCCUUUCAUAGCACAAUUCAUUACACUGCUCCUGAGGUGCUGUUAGGAAAGACUGCAUAUGGACGUAAAGCUGAUGUAUGGAGCGUAGGAGUUACAUUGGUUGAAAUGCUGACCGGUAAAGUGCCGUGGAAAGAGUUUGAACCAAUGGCAGCGAUGUUUCAAAUUGCUUAUGAA
This is a messenger RNA of Cylicostephanus goldi, 891 nucleotides long. NCBI's taxonomy places the organism in Eukaryota, Metazoa, Nematoda, Chromadorea, Rhabditida, Strongylidae. The record is from the annotation of a GenBank genome assembly.